This is a messenger RNA of Cyphellophora attinorum, 2442 nucleotides long. Its product is annotated as Membrane primary amine oxidase. Gene Ontology annotation, biological process: amine metabolic process. The transcript is spliced from 4 exons. NCBI's taxonomy places the organism in Eukaryota, Fungi, Ascomycota, Eurotiomycetes, Chaetothyriales, Cyphellophoraceae. The record is from RefSeq and is a predicted model, not a curated record. The coding region runs from base 1 to 2442 and encodes 813 amino acids. Gene Ontology annotation, molecular function: copper ion binding; primary methylamine oxidase activity; quinone binding. Gene Ontology annotation, cellular component: plasma membrane.
AUGUGCACAUCGGCAGCAGAGGCGGUAAGUCCGUACUUCAGUGGUGAACGCUACGAGCUCGGUCGCCCAGAGUCCGCCCCGACAACUAUGUGGUUCAAGUCGAUACUUUUGCUGCUUGCUGCAGCAUCACUGGGCUUAAGCGCCCCCAAUGCGAGAUACUCCAGUACGACCCGCGCUGGAUGGCAGCCCACAUCCCCGCGUACGGAUCGUCGCUCGUUGUUAUCUAGAGACACAUGCACCCUGCCAGAGGAAAUCCCCACGGCCGCGCCCAAAGCCAAUCCAUUCGUUGCCCUGUCUCAGCAGGAGAUAGACGAUUUGGCCAACUGGCUCCUCGCGCCUGCCCAAGGCCUCAACUUAACCAGCACUUCAAGCCCCAACAUCUCCCUCUCUGACAACUACAUCUGGCAUAUCGAUGUACUCAAGCCCAACAAGUCCGAUGUGCUGUCUUACCUCGACGGCAGCGGCGCUGUACCACGAUACGCCCGAGUGACCUUAAUCCAGGGAGGCCUCCGAGUCCCAAUCGUUGCUGAGUAUUCGGUCGGACCUCUCCCUAUUUCCAACAGUACUCAAAUUGGCUCACUCGACAACAUCUACAACGGUCCCAACGGAGCAAGACUUCUCUGGAGUGCCGGACCGGUCGAUCCUGUCCGGUCAGCAGCCAUCGACAACUUGAUGAACAUGACGUUAUCGCCCAUUGCGGACAUGACAAAUGACCUCCUGGACAUGGCAUUCUACGGCAGCAGUGACAAUCGCUCGACCAUGACAUACUUCAUGCAGAGCCCCGCAUCAACUGACGGGGAGCGCACGCUAUUCUGGAGUCCUUUCCGCCGAAAUGUCAUGGAGCCAUGGGAUUCGCCAUCGGACCUAUACAUCCAGUUUGACAUCACAGGCACAGACGCUUCGCUAUGGACAUCGCUCAAAGCCGUGUACAACUUGCAGGUCUAUGACAGUGUACAAGACUUCUACAACGCCUGGAAAGAUGGCAAUGUCACAAAGUCCCCACCACCCGCGACAGACAUCAGCUUCCUCUACAAAAACCAGACUGGGCCUGUUCGUGAUCUCGAAGAUCGGUUCGCGCCUACCAUACUAGCCCUCGACGGCAACCGCUUCAAGGUCGACAGGCAAGAACAGUACGUGGAGUACCUUGGAUGGACGUUCUACAUGCGUUUCGACUACGAUGUCGGUGUCCAGUUCUAUGAUAUCAAGUUUAAAGGAGAGCGCGUCCUGUACGAGCUUUCACUCCAAGAUGCGAUCGCUCAGUACGCUGGCAACAACCCAUUCCAGGCGGGCACUGGUUACAUGGACCGAUUCUAUGGCAUUGGCGCAUCCAGCAUCAAAAUGAUACCUGGCUACGACUGUCCGUACCACUCAGUAUAUCUUGACGGCAAUUACUCCACGACAACGCAACAAGCCUACACCCAGGACAGCGCAAUCUGCAUCUUCGAGACAGACAUCGGUACCCCAAUCACCAGACACAACAAUCCCGUGUGGGCACAAGCAACGAAGGGCUCCCAGCUGGUCGUACGCAUGGUCGCCACAGUGGGAAACUACGACUAUCUAUGGGAUUACGGAUUCUUUGUUGACGGAACAAUCACCGUCGAUGCUCACGCGUCCGGAUACAUUCAAGGCAACUACUUCCGACCAGAUGACGAAGGUCAGUGGGGUCCACGAGUCGCAGAAACCCUUGCUGGAACACUACAUACGCACGUCAUGAACUUCAAAGCUGAUUUCGACCUGAUCGACGAGAAGAAUACGUUUGUCAAGACAGACAUAGUUGUGGAAAACAUCACCCAGCCCUGGUUCACCGAGCUUGGCGCCUUCGAGAUGAUGCGCUACAACAUCAGCGAUGUGGAGACCGAGGACGACGGCCUCAUCAACCUCCCUCCCAACGGUCAAACCAUGUUCACAGUGGUCAACAAAGACCAGCUCAACGAAUGGGGCGUGCCUCGUGGUUAUCGCGUCCUUCCAGGCCUGUCAAAUGUCAUUCUCGCUUCUCAAAACUCCCCAUUCUUCCUCAAGAACGCGCAAUUCGCCAAACAGCCUAUCGCGGUCUCUCGUCAGCACGACAAUGAACCAUCGUCAACCGCGACCUUGAACCAGAAUGUCCCGCAGGCGCCAUUGACCGAGUUCUACAAGUUCUUCGACGGCGAGUCACUCGUGCAGCAAGAUCUGGUCACCUGGGUCAAUCUGGGCAUGCACCAUUACACGCGCGCGGAAGACAUCCCCAACACGUUGAUGUCGGAAGCGCAUUCGAGUAUCAUGUUCGCACCGCAGAAUUGGGGAAACACUGAGCUGACCAAGGAUCUGUCAAACGCGGUGAUGAUGUACGCGGAAGGACCAGAGAAUCAGAUUGUAAUUGAUACCAAUGGUGUAGAGCCGCCGGCUUGUCUGCCAUUGGGCCCUGAGGACUCGCUGGUGGGAGUCUUCUCUGUUGAGGGCUGA